Drosophila ficusphila is the source of this 1577-nucleotide messenger RNA. It is a transcript of the gene Mvd, whose product is annotated as diphosphomevalonate decarboxylase. Gene Ontology annotation, cellular component: cytosol. The record is from RefSeq and is a predicted model, not a curated record. Gene Ontology annotation, biological process: isoprenoid biosynthetic process; isopentenyl diphosphate biosynthetic process, mevalonate pathway. Lineage: Eukaryota; Metazoa; Arthropoda; Insecta; Diptera; Drosophilidae. Gene Ontology annotation, molecular function: ATP binding; diphosphomevalonate decarboxylase activity. The coding region runs from base 85 to 1263 and encodes 392 amino acids. The transcript is spliced from 4 exons.
UAUAAUUGCAGUCAACAGUUUGUCGUCGCUUUCGCUGAAAACUAUUGCAUAGUAGGAUCCUGUAAAUAUUUCUAUAUUCCAAAGAUGAUUUCGGUAACUUGUGUAGCCCCUGUGAAUAUAGCUCUUAUAAAAUAUUGGGGAAAGCGUCACGAAGAGCUAAUUCUACCCGUCAACGACUCUAUUAGCAUGACUCUUAGCACAGAUGAGCUGUGCGCUAAAACAACAAUAACUGCUUCAGAAACUUUUGAAAAGAAUCGAAUGUGGUUAAAUGGAGAUGAAGUUCCUUUCGAAGAGGGUUCUCGCCUGAUGCGCUGCUUAAAAGAAGUUCAUCGGCUGGCUCUAGCAAAUGGCUCUCAGAAAGUUUUACCAUCUUGGAAAAUUCACAUUGCCUCGGUUAAUAAUUUUCCCACCGCAGCUGGAUUGGCAUCGAGUGCAGCUGGAUACGCCUGCCUUGUGUAUUCCCUAGCUCGUCUUUACGAAAUCCCACUUAAUGAGGAGUUGACCACGGUUGCCCGUCAAGGAAGUGGAUCAGCAUGCCGCAGUCUGUACGGAGGAUUCGUCCAAUGGCACCGCGGAGUCCUCGAUAAUGGCAGCGAUUCGGUUGCCAAGCAAAUUGCACCAUCAAACCAUUGGCCAAAUAUGCAUGUGCUCAUUUUAGUGGUUAAUGAUGAACGGAAAAAGACUGCCUCAACAAAAGGAAUGCAACAGGCUGUGAAAACAUCUCAACUAAUCAAGUAUCGAGUGGAUAAAGUAGUUCCCGAAAGGAUCCCAAAAUUAAGAGAAGCAAUUAAAGCUCGUGAUUUCCAUGCAUUUGCAGAGAUAACGAUAAAGGACUCGAAUCAAUUCCAUGCUAUUGCUUUGGACACUUAUCCGCCAUGUGUAUAUAUGAACGAUGUGUCCCACAGAAUUGCAUCUUUUGUACAUGCUUAUAACGAAAUAAUGGGAAGCUUAAAGGCUGCCUAUACAUUCGAUGCUGGACCAAAUGCAUGCCUAUAUGUUUUGGAGGAAAAUGUUCCGCAGCUGUUGUACGCAGUUCAAAAGGUGUUUCCAAGUGAUUCAAAGGACAGUCCUGCCUAUUUACGAGGUCUAUCCGUCCCAAAGGUUGACAAUAUUGAGGUUGCUCAGAAAAACAAAAUUGAUUUAUUAGAUGUUCAUUCGAAAAAUGCAUUUAGAUACAUUAUUCACACAAAAGUCGGUGAAGGACCGAAAGAAUUGAGCGCUGAUAAUAGUCUUAUGAAAAAUGGACUACCAUCGGUUCACUAAGAGAAACAAAAAAACUGCCUAUCUGUCACAAAUAUUUAUAAUCUUAAAUAUUCAUAUAAAAUAAAAAGAGGAGUUAGUUCGUUGUGUGGUUAAAAAUAUUAAGUUUUAGCUUGUAAAUAGCAAAUAUCCUUACGUUUAAAAUUAUUUAUUUUAUUUGUUUCACUUUUUAUAAUUCCAUUACAAAAAUAUUUUCUAUUAUCAAAUCAGAUAACAAAAAUAAUUUUAUAAAAGGUUUUUAGGUAACUAAUUUGUAAUAAAAUGUUUACAUUAUAAAUGGGUAUGUAAUACGUAAUAAAGGAGAGACCUAACAAAAA